AUGUCUGACAGCGAGAUGCGACAGAUCAAGAACAGAGAACGACAAGUCGGUGGCCUCUUGCCCCGGUGCGGCAACGACCAGAAGGUGGCCAGGGCAACCCACGAGGUAAAGUGCUUCUCGCCGGAGCGACAAUAUCACUGGUCCUCGCGUCUCUCGUUGAAGCGUCGUAACUUUGCGUUGGAUGACAGCCAGUCGCAAUGGCCGCUGACCGGAGGAGGCAUGGAGGGGCGUGAAGAUUCACAGAUUCACAACGUGCGCCAUGCAGCACACCAGUGGGAAGAAGAGGACGUGCCAUCACUGCCAUGUCAGCACAACUAG
Messenger RNA from Colletotrichum truncatum, 318 nucleotides. The record is from RefSeq and is a predicted model, not a curated record. NCBI's taxonomy places the organism in Eukaryota, Fungi, Ascomycota, Sordariomycetes, Glomerellales, Glomerellaceae.